AUGCCGUCAAAAGCAGAACGUUUCAUGUGUCUUCGGUGUCGAGCAUCAGGACACAUUGUUGCCGACUGCACGACAUCACGGGCAAGUCCAAAUGCAUCAGUCAGAGAGCAGGUAUCAGGCAAGAAGCUUCCCUGGUGGAGACCUACCAGCAAGAAGUCAAAAUUAUGCAAAAGGUGCAGAGCAAUCGGGCUUUCCUGGUCAGCAGUAGGCAAAGGACGACCGUGGGCUGCCGGCAUGGAACAACGGGAUAAGGUUUGCGCAAAUCUUGGACCGGCGGAAGGGGCUGUCUUUCAAAAACAUUGCCCAUUAUGCGUCCUGCUUUUCGAAAUAACACCGAAUCCUGUGGAGCAUCAGGAAAAAGAUCUCGUCGUCAUAAUGGCAUUUACUCUCAAUCGAAUUGGCAAAUCUCGAUUUACACCUACAGUUCUGGAGCAAAAUGAUAUGAAAUGGACUGAAUGCUUGUAUACUACUAUUCAGGUAUAUACAAUAGAUCCCGCACUCUGCAGCCGUGCGCAAAAUGCCAUUAGCCGCAUUCACAAUGGCCAGACAUCACAAUCGAAGAUACUGGGUGGACAGGUUGUCCCCGAGGAAGGGGUCAACUUUGACCUCAUCAAGAGCUGGCUCAGUCGGUGUGAGAAGCAUCACGGACAACGCUGCGCACCUGAGCGGAACGAUGCACUUAGAAACAUACGCCUAAUCGAUGUGGACAUGCGGCAGGUAGUAAGUUAUCCUGAUAAUGGCUAUUGUAGCUACUUGGCUCUUAGCUACAUGUGGGGAAAUACUACCCAGCCAAGUUACAAUCUGGGCGCAGACAUUGGCCAAGUUCCCCCAACAAUUGAGGAUGCUAUUACCGUGACAAAACGACUUGGUGAACGGUUCCUUUGGGUAGACAGCAUCUGCAUCAAUCAAACAAGCGGCUCCCACAAACAGAGCCAGAUCAAUAUAAUGUCCAGUAUCUACGGUGGUGCUCGUACCACCCUUGUGGCGUUGUCUAGGAGUGAUGCAGAUUUUGGGCUUUGCAGAGUCCAGGUCAGUGGUAUAAAUUCGACGCAUGCUGAGGAUGAAAAACAUCACCAAAGCAGGUGCCGACAAGUACUGAGAAGCAUUAAUGACGAAGAAUAUGUUACAGUUCUCCCCACGCUUGACCAGCAGAUCCAUAAGUCUCGUUGGCGAUACAGAGGCUGGACUUUACAGGAAGCCCUGCUUUCUCCUCGAUGCUUGUUUUUCAGCUGUGAUCAAGUAUACUUUCAAUGCAAUAUCAUUCAAUGUUGUGAGUCGCUCGAUGACUCUGACAACCCUAUUUUUCCUAUUAAGGGAGAUUCGCAAGCUUCCAAAGUAGUCUCUGAGGGAGGUUCAAUGGUAUUUACGCUUAUGACGGAUUAUCCUACUGGAUCCUUUAUAAAUCCAUUCAAUGCGCCAGAAAAAGAAGACGGAAGUGUGACGGCCAACGUUAAGCUAUUUGAUCAGACAUAUCUUUAUGAUUCUCUUUUAGAGCAAUAUUCUGGUCGAGACCUGAGCCAUGACUCCGAUGCCAUUGAAGCAUUUGGCGCCAUACUUCAGAAGUUCCGACAAAAGUCGGGCUCGGAGAUUUUCUAUGGCAUUCCUAUAGCCAUCAUGCCUUGGGCUCUUAUGUGGCAGGAAGAAAGCUAUUGCAAUCGUCGUCGACAAGAGUUUCCAAGCUGGUCCUGGGCUGGAUGGCAGGGCCCAUUAUUGCACGGUCUCUGUGGCCUCGAAAAACAUGGAGUGGACAAUCCGCAGCCGGUGGUGCAUAUCUGGAAGAUUCAAGACCAACAACCCGUCAAGCUUUUCUCGCCAGAGGCGUCAAAGUUGGAGAGCUAUGACUUCCGAAGCUGGAACUUCGUCUUGUCGGACAUGUGGAAGCUUCCAGCGAGGACCGACGAUGUCGACUUGACGCAAUUCCCGGACGCCGAAAAACGGGGUCUCCUUCUCAUCGACGGCAUCAUACUCCAACUACCCCUUCUUUGGUCACCCCCGCAACGCAACCGACACGGUUUGCCAAAAUGGGAGUCCUACACACACAUCAAAGUUCACUUUGGCAACAGUAGGUAUCCAAGACUAUCACCGGAGGAAAGCGAGCUUGGAAAGCUUAAGGACAUGGUCGGGCAAAGGCAGGAUUUCCUUGUAAUGCUUGGUGUAGAUAUUGCCGAUCAUCCAGCGUGGAGAAGCAGUGCACUCUUUCUAACACUAAUCCUGCUACGUUGGGAAGGCAAUGUUGCGUGUCGUAUGGCCGUGAUGUAUGUUCGUAUUGAUGGAGAUCUCAAGAACGACAUCAAGGAUUUUAAUCCCCAGCGGAGGCGUAUUAUGCUAGGAUAA
Molecule: messenger RNA, 2334 nt
Organism: Venustampulla echinocandica
Lineage: Eukaryota; Fungi; Ascomycota; Leotiomycetes; Helotiales; Pleuroascaceae
Exons: 1
Coding region: 1-2334 (777 amino acids)
Source: RefSeq, a predicted model, not a curated record